This is a messenger RNA of Odobenus rosmarus divergens (Pacific walrus), 3090 nucleotides long. It is a transcript of the gene IGHMBP2, whose product is annotated as immunoglobulin mu binding protein 2. Gene Ontology annotation, molecular function: 5'-3' DNA helicase activity; DNA binding; RNA binding. The transcript has 15 exons. NCBI's taxonomy places the organism in Eukaryota, Metazoa, Chordata, Mammalia, Carnivora, Odobenidae. The record is from RefSeq and is a predicted model, not a curated record. The coding region runs from base 10 to 3021 and encodes 1003 amino acids.
GCGUUGGCCAUGGCCUCGGCGACUGUGGAGAGCUUCGUGACCAGGCAGUUGGACCUGCUGGAGCUCGAGAGAGACGCGGAGGUCGAGGAGCGCAGGUCUUGGCAGGAAAACAUCUCUCCGAAAGAACUGCAGAGCCGAGGCGUGUGUUUGCUGAAGCUGCAGGUGUCCAGCCAGAGGACUGGGCUGUAUGGGCGGCUGCUGGUCACCUUUGAGCCCAGGAGAUGUGCGUCUCCCGCGGUGCUUCCCAGCAACAGCUUUACUUCGGGCGAUAUAGUGGGUCUGUGUGACGAAGGGAGUCAGCUGGCCACGGGGAUCCUGACCCGGAUCACGCAGAGAUCGGUCACGGUGGCCUUUGACGAGUCCCAUGACUUCCAGCUGAGCUUGGACCGGGAGCAGGCCUACAGACUGUUAAAACUUGCCAAUGAUGUCACUUACAAGCGACUGAAGAAGGCUCUGAUCACCCUAAAGAAGUACCAUUCUGGCCCCGCCUUCUCACUCAUAGAGGUCCUCUUUGGUAGAGCAGCCCCCAGUCCUGCCAGUGAGAUACAGCUGCCGCCAUUCUAUAACACUUCCCUGGAUGCCUCCCAGAAGGAAGCGGUCUCCUUCGCACUGUCCCAGAAAGAGCUUGCCAUCAUCCAUGGGCCUCCUGGCACCGGGAAGACCACCACCGUGGUUGAGAUCAUUCUGCAGGCUGUGAGGCAGGGCUUAAAGGUUCUGUGCUGUGCUCCCUCUAACAUCGCUGUGGAUAAUCUGGUAGAGCGUCUGGCUCAGUGUAAGCAGAGAAUCCUGCGCCUCGGGCACCCCGCCCGCCUGCUGGAGUCCACUCAGCAGCAUUCCCUCGACGCAGUGUUAGCGCGGAGUGACAGCGCCCAGGUUGUUGCAGACAUCAGGAAGGACAUCGACCAGGCCCUCGCGAAGAACAGGCAGACCCAGGGUAAGAGAGAGAAGAGUAGUGUUUGGAGUGAAAUCAAGCUGUUGAGGAAGGAGCUGGAGGAGAGGGAAGAAGCUGCGAUGCUGGAGAGCCUCACGUCAGCAGCCGUGGUGCUGGCGACAAACGCAGGUGCUUCUUCCGACGGCCCUCUGAAGCUGCUGCCCGAUGGCCACUUCGACGUGGUGGUCAUCGACGAGUGCGCCCAGGCCCUGGAAGCCAGCUGCUGGAUCCCCCUGCUGAAGGCCAGGAAGUGCAUCCUGGCUGGAGAUCACAAGCAGCUGCCCCCCACCACGGUCUCUCACAAGGCUGCCCUGGCGGGGCUGUCGCUGAGCCUGAUGGAGCGCCUGGUGGAGGAGCACGGUGCGCGGGUGGUGCGGACGCUGACUGUGCAGUACCGCAUGCACCAGGCCAUCAUGCAGUGGGCCUCAGACGCCCUGUACCAUGGGCAGCUCACGGCCCACCCUUCUGUGGCUGGGCACCUCCUGCGGGACCUCCCAGGAGUGGCUGCCACGGAGGAGACCAGCAUCCCCCUGCUGCUCGUGGACACGGCCGGCUGUGGGCUAUUUGAACUGGAAGAGGAGAACGACCAGUCUAAGGGGAACCCUGGUGAAGUGCGCCUCGUCAGUCUGCACAUCCAGGCCCUGGUGGACGCUGGUGUCCAAGCGAGUGACAUUGCCAUCAUCACGCCAUACAACCUCCAGGUGGACCUGCUCAGGCAGAGCCUUGCCCACAGGCACCCCGAGCUUGAAAUUAAGUCCGUCGAUGGCUUCCAAGGCCGAGAGAAGGAGGCUGUGGUCCUGUCCUUCGUCAGAUCCAAUAGGAAAGGUGAAGUGGGCUUCCUUGCCGAGGACCGGCGGAUCAAUGUUGCUGUCACCCGCGCGCGGCGCCACGUGGCGGUCGUAUGUGAUUCUCACACCGUUAGCAGCCACACCUUCUUGAAGACCCUGGUGGAUCACUUCGCGGAGCACGGGGAAGUGCGCACGGCCUUUGAAUAUCUUGACGACAUCAUCCCUGAAAACUACUCCCAUGAGAGUUCCCAGGGCCACGGCCGAGCUGGCACGAAGCCCCACGGCUCUGCGGCGUUGGCCAGGAAGCCUCCUGGGGGCCGGCCGCGGGAGGGGGCCCAGGAGGCCAGAGCAGCUGAGGGGCUGGAGCGGAGGAGGCCGGGUGGGAAGCCCUCAGGCCCUGAGGUCCCUUCUCAGCCCAGGCUCAAUGGAGGCAGCCCAGAGGGAGCCGGGAGCGGAGACCGUGCAGAACGCUUCAGGGCCAAGAUCGCUGAGUUUGUGGCGAGUGAGAAAACUCAGUUGGAGUUUCCUGCUUCCCUGAACUCCCACGACAGAAUGUGGAUCCACCAGAUAGCCGAAGAGCACGGGCUGAGGCAUGACAGCACCGGGGAAGGGAAGAACAGGUUCAUCACUGUGAGCAAGAGAGCCCCGCCCGCCCCGCCAGCCCUGCAGCCUCCAGCAGGGGCCGGCAGCCAAGCCCCUGUCAGGCCCACGGCCCCCGGCCCCACACAGACCAAGCCCCCUCUUGGGGAGCAGGGCAUUCAGGACCCCCUGAAUCUGAAGGCCCUGCACCUGGAAAGGCUGCAGAGGGAGAAGAGCAGGCGGGAGCGGCCGGCCAAGGAGGGGCCGGCCAAGGAGCGGCCAACCAAGGAGGGGCAGCAGGCCUUGCGCUCCGGGCCGCGCGCGUUACCAGAGAAGAAGAAGAAAGAAGCAAAAGGACACGCGGCUGUAGAUUUGCCCGGUGAGGAGGACUUCGAGGCCCUGGUCGCGGCCGCCAUCAAGGCUGAUAACGCGUGCGGCCUCGCUAAGUGCACGGCCAGCGUCGUGACCGUGGGCCAGCUCUGUCUGCACUGCGGCCGCCGCUACUGCCUCAGCCACCACCUGCCCGAGAUCCAUGGCUGUGGGGAGAGGGCUCGUGCCCACGCCCGGCAGAGAAUCAGCCGGGAAGGAGUCCUCUACGCCGGCAGUGGGACCAAGGACAGGACCCUGGACCCAGCCAAGAGGGCCCAGCUCCAGAGGAGGCUGGAUAAGAAGCUGGAUGAGCUGACCAGCCAGAGGAAGAGUAAACGGAAGGAGAAGAAGUGACGGGCGAGCUCUUCACACGCAGCUUCAGAGCUUCUGUUUUUGAAAAAAACCUGUGAGGGCGAGCAGGGC